ACCUUUAGCGCUCUUCAGAGGGGAGGAGUUCAAACUGUUUGUGUCCAGGAUGUGAAGGGUCUGCAGAUUAAUGAUUAAUGGCAGUGUCAUUGAUUGGCACAAUCUUAUCAAAUUUAUUUUAUGGCAAGUUUACAGUAUUAAUAAUGCUGGUGGUUUCCUGAUAUGAUACGGCAAAAUAUCUGUUUAGCAAAAUGCCCAUAAAUAAGAAAUCGGAUGAAUCUUUAAAAAUGCUAAUAAAUAACAGUAAAUACAGUUUUAAAAUAUUUUUUUUUCAUUCUGUUUAACUUUGUUCAUUUAUUGACUCAGCUCUGGAUACCAGAGGGAAGAUGUUGAAAGUGCUGGUGUCACUGGUGAAGCUGGUUCUGCUGCUGGGUUUCCUCUACAUGUUCAUCUGCUCCCUUGACAUCCUCAGCUCUGCUUUCCAGCUUGUUGGAGGUAAAACAGCAGGUGACAUUUUUCAGGACAACUCAGUUUUGUCCAACCCUUUGGCUGGCCUGGUUAUUGGUGUUCUAGUGACUCUGCUGGUUCAGAGCUCGUCCACUUCCUCCUCCAUAGUUGUCAGCAUGGUCUCCUCUGGCUUGCUAACGGUCCAGGUAGCUGUUCCUGUCAUCAUGGGCACCAACAUUGGGACCUCUGUCACCAACACACUAGUUGCGAUGAUGCAGGCUGGUGACCGCAGCACCUUUCGCAGGGCUUUUGCUGGGGCCACAGUGCAUGACUUCUUCAACUGGCUGUCUGUGCUGGUGCUGCUACCUCUGGAGGUCGCCACUGGUUAUUUGUACGUGGUCACAAAGCUCAUCAUCGACUCCUUUAGAAUCCAGAGUGGAGAAGCCCCAGACCUGCUGAAUGUGAUCACUGAUAUCCUCACUGAGUCGAUCAUACAGCUGGAUGAGUCUGUCAUUAGUGGGAUUGCCGUCGGAGACCCAGAGGCCAGGAAUAAGAGUCUCAUCAAGAAAUGGUGCCAAACCUUCACCAACACAACCUUAAUGAACGUUACAGUUCCCGGUCCAGAGAACUGUAACUCUCUGUCUCACUGCUGGGUUGACGGCAACUACACCUUCACACUGAAGAACAUUUCUGAAACAUACAACAUCCAGAAAUGCAAGCACCUCUUUGUAGAUGUAAAUCUGUCUGACCUGGUGGUGGGUGUGAUCUUGCUGACUUUCUCUCUGCUGGUGCUCUGCUCCUGCCUGGUCCUCAUUGUCAAACUGCUCAACUCCAUGCUAAAGGGGCAGGUGGCUGCCGUCAUCAAGAAGAUCCUCAACACUGAUUUUCCAUUUCCAUUUGGUUGGGUCACUGGUUACAUUGCCAUUGCAGUCGGAGCUGGAAUGACCUUCAUUGUGCAGAGCAGUUCAGUUUUCACCGCAGCCAUUACUCCACUUGUUGGUAUUGGUGUCAUCAGCAUAGAGAGAGCAUAUCCAUUGUCUAUAGGAUCAAAUAUUGGCACGACCACCACAGCCAUCCUGGCAGCCUUGGCCAGUCCUGGAGACAGACUGACUAAUGCUCUACAGAUUGCCCUUGUGCACUUCCUGUUCAACCUCUCUGGACUCAUUCUGUGGUAUCCAAUCCCCUUCACCCGCAUCCCUAUCCGGUUGGCUAGAGGUCUGGGCAACAUCACUGCGACCUAUCGCUGGGUUGCUGUUGUCUACAUCAUCAGCUGCUUCUUCCUUUUACCACUCUUUGUCUUCAGCCUGUCACUGGCUGGUUGGCAGGUACUGGUAGGUGUGGGUGCACCUCUAGUUGUCAUAUUGAUCAUCAUCAUAGUUAUCAAUGUGCUGCAGACAAGGCAACCUGGGUGCUUGCCUACAGUGCUGCGAUCCUGGGAGUUCCUCCCUCUCUGGGCCCACUCCCUUGCGCCCUGGGAUAAAAUGGUUGGUGUAAUUAGUGCCAAAUGCUGUUGCUGCUGCAAAUGCUGCCAACUUACUGCAGAUGACCAAGAAAACGGAGAGAAAGAAUCUGAGGAAAAGAACAAUAACCCUCACACACAUGUGUAUGAUAACCCUGCAAAGAGUGAUGAAAGAGAGGUAGACAAUCAAAUGACGAUAAACAUUCAGAAAAUGACCCGGUUGUGA
Messenger RNA from Monopterus albus (swamp eel), 2072 nucleotides. It is a transcript of the gene slc34a2a, whose product is annotated as solute carrier family 34 member 2a. Gene Ontology annotation, biological process: intracellular phosphate ion homeostasis; sodium-dependent phosphate transport. The transcript has 10 exons. Bases 327 to 2072 code for a protein of 581 amino acids. Gene Ontology annotation, molecular function: sodium:phosphate symporter activity. The record is from RefSeq and is a predicted model, not a curated record. NCBI's taxonomy places the organism in Eukaryota, Metazoa, Chordata, Actinopteri, Synbranchiformes, Synbranchidae. Gene Ontology annotation, cellular component: apical plasma membrane; vesicle; brush border.